Stylonychia lemnae is the source of this 1326-nucleotide messenger RNA. The record is from the annotation of a GenBank genome assembly. Lineage: Eukaryota; Ciliophora; Spirotrichea; Sporadotrichida; Oxytrichidae.
AUGAGUGGUUUGACUGUCGGAUACUUAUCCAUUGAUAAACUAGAUUUAGAGAUCAAGCAAUCGAUUGGAACACUAGAGGAAAAGAAAUGCCAUCAUUAUUUAUUGGUUACUCUACUUUUAUCAAAUGCAUUUGCUAUGGAAGCCUUGCCAAUUUAUCUAGAUGCAAUAGUUCCAUCAUUCUGGGCUAUCAUAAUUUCAGUCACAGCUGUAUUGUUUUUCGGAGAAGUUAUCCCUCAAGCAGUUUGCACUGGGCCAUCCCAACUUAUUAUUGCUCGUAGAUUAGCUCCAUUGAUUAAAUUUUUGAUGUUUUCUCUAGGGUUAGUCUGCUACCCUAUUUCAAAAGUAUUAGAUUGCGUUUUAGGUGAGCAUGACAUCACAAGAUUUAAGAAUGAUCAACUGAAGACAUUGGUUCAAAUGCACUCAAAGAAAGCACUUUAGGAACUGCAGAUUGUACAAAAUGAAAAUAUGGGACUUUCAAAUCUCUAAACAAAUAUUAUAGCUGGUGCGUUCGACCUGAGAAAUACCACAAUAGAUUAAUUAAUUACACCUUAUGAAAGAGUAUUUAGUCUAUCCAUUGAUACAAUUUUGGACAAAGAAGUCAUUGAUUUGAUAAAACUAAAGGGAUAUAGCAGAAUUCCAGUAUACUAUGGCGAGGAUCAUUCAUUCAUCCUCGGAUUAUUGAUAGUUAAAUCACUAAUAGGAUUGAAUGUUGAAAGUCCCUUAAGCCUAAGAGAGCUUUCAAUGAAAGGAUAAUGUCUAAUAAAAACUCCUAUCUAUGCUAGCCCUUCAGCAACAGUUGGCUAAAUGCUUAAUAUUUUCAAAGAAGGAAGUGCUCAUCUAGCCGUAGUGUGCUAGGAUCCAGAAAGAUUAGUUGAUGAAGCUAAUGAUUUACUUGAAGCAAUAAAGCAAGGUAGGGAUUAAUAGGUUUCAGUUACUUCUCAUCAAAUCCUGGGAAUAACAACUCUUGAGAAGAUCAUAGAAUAAAUAAUAAGUAUGCCAAUCUUAGAUGAGAAAGAUAUAGAAAAGAGAUUAAGGAAUCCAUCAGGAUAGUUUUCAAUGACAAUUCAAGAUGAAAGUAAUAGAGACAUGCAGGAGAUGAAUGAAUUACUUAAUGAAACUAACUAAAACUUUAUCUCAAAGGAGAAUUAAAAAAUAUUCAAUGCUAAAUUUACCUAGCUAUUUGCUUAAAAACUAGAGAGCUAAGUGAAAGAAGAUAUUACUUAAUUAGGAAAAAGAGUGAGCAGCUUAUAUGAAGGAGAUAGAGAUUAUAAAAAUAUAGGCAUGGACCCCAAAUUUUCACAGUCGCUUCUUGAUAGAGAUAUUUGA